Messenger RNA from Durotheca rogersii, 2920 nucleotides. RefSeq lists its product as uncharacterized. Bases 101 to 2578 code for a protein of 825 amino acids. The transcript has a single exon. NCBI's taxonomy places the organism in Eukaryota, Fungi, Ascomycota, Sordariomycetes, Xylariales, Xylariaceae. The record is from RefSeq and is a predicted model, not a curated record.
UGAACGCCUUAUUUUUAGUGUAUAAAUCAUUGGCGCCCCCAGAGCAACGAGCGUCACUUGCCUGGCAAGAAGAAAAAAACAAAGGAGAAGACCGUUAGCCAUGGCCUCCGAAGGGUACAUUGACGAUGCCCAAAAUUGGUCUAAAGGAGGCAUCGGUGUUGAUGCAGAUAUGCUCGACAUUGUUGAGGCUAUGGGAGGGUCGUGCAUCGAGCCAAACGAGGUCCUCUCCCAGGCUGGGCCUAUGGCAAAGGCGAUAUUCAAGAAUUGGGACCUCCUUCGCGUCAUUCUGGAACGACACGAGGCCACCAUCCAGAAGCGGUGGAUAAAAAAGUCAAAGCCCAAGCGUCGAGCCACUCUCCUAGCGGCCUGGCCCAAGAUGUCUGAAUUUCAUCGGCCGGAUAUCGUGGCGUCGAGAAAGAAAAAGACGGGAGCGUGGGCAUACCAAGCCUGUAUGUGGCCGGCCAUCAACCUGGAAGACCUAUCCAAGACAGAACCCCUCCUUCUGAUGCUAAACGCUAGGGGACGAAAUCCCCCCGACGCGUUCACGAUAGCCGAUAUCGACACAACUCGGUUCGGAAUAACCAGCCGAACUAUUAACAUGCCUCGGUUCCUUAACGGAUACUCCAUGCUGUUUGCGGGGAGACGCAGCCCCGAGACAUACGGCCAGCUUGUUUCUCUUGAUGAGGAACCGAAUUCCUUCGAUUGGGUCAUAAAGCGUGUUGCUCUCCUCCCGGGCGAAGGCCUACGGGCACUUGAGAUCCAAAGCCGGUUGUACUCGUUCCUGGUCGACGUAACUAGGGCCAUUUUACACGACAUGACCACAGAGUCUCUUACCGACCCGGCCUUGGCCGUUCAACCAGAGCCGCCAAUUGUAUCAGCUAAUUCCAACUCUUCCAAUACCACCUCGCUUUCUGUUACAGCGCUCGAGAGCUCGUAUCGCUUGCCUGCUCGUCUGGAUCUCUCCCGUCUGAAGUUGGCGGUUGAGGCUAAGCUCUCUGAGGCCGAAGAUCAUCUAUGGGCACUCCGUGAAGAUCCCGCGUACUUUGCCAUGAAUAUACUGGACUGGAAGGAACACCGCCAGGAGAUGCUUGCGGAUCUACGCGGAAAUCCCCACCCGAUCCACCGGUCCGGCUCGGGUAUAUUUUGGGAUCGAGUUAUCCGCAGUGCGACAUUUACCGCGCUGCAAAUGAUCGAGUACUGGGGCAUCCUUCUCGAAAAGAUAACUUGUGUUGCUGAGCUCCAGGCGCGAAAAUAUCCCAACGGCAGCGUACGGUUUGAGGACAAUCUCCCACUAGACUUUGCAAUGGCGUUUUACCAACUACAUAACCACUUGGUCGAGUUCCGAAAGGUCCCCAUCAAGAUGAUAGUGGAGGGAUGGGUCGCUUCACCACCCAUGCGGCCCUACUGGCGGCGGAAGCCUCCACCGAAUACGACUACGCCCCUAAUCACCACGGUGUACAUAGGAAACACUGAGCUAAGCAGCCCCGAAGGCGAAAUGAUGUCGGUCAUAUCGACCCUUAAUGACGAUCACCAGUUGUUCUUGGUCGGCCUACCAAGCCUAAUGGAUGAAAUCGAGCGGCUGAUGAAGGGGGAUUCUGCCGCAUCCCAGCUCGUAUCUGGCUGGGUUGCCGAAAAAAUAUCCCACCUGUCUGUCAUAUCCGAAUCCUUACGGCAGCUCGAGCUCUUUCAACCUUGGGCAGCGACGUUCGAAGCCGCUAUGGUCGAACACGAGGACGAAAUCAAGAGGGAUUACGAGAAGACACUGAAACGUCUGCGGGCCCUUUACACCUUCGAGUCGGUCCCCUCUACGAUGUGUUUGGGGAUUCCGACUGAUGGCCGGUUCAAGUACCCGGCCGAGAAGAGACGAACUAAGGAGACUGUGGAUGUGAUGCGGAGUGCUGAGCGAGCGCUUGACCAGUUCUGGCUAAAGACGCGGCACGACCUGGAAGCAGCAGGCGCCAUGACACCUCGCUUGCGUAGAAUUUUCUCCCAACGCGUCCAGCGUACUCCCGAAUGGACGGCACCGACUGAAGUGGUGCGGCGUGCCGUUGCCAGUUCGGCCGCUGCCAGCUCGGGAGACCUGGCCGCGCCGUUUGGCGGCUUGGAUCUGAAGGACAAGCCUAGGGAUAUAUCAGUAGCCGAGCCUAAGGAUAUACUAGCAGCCCAGCCGAAAGUUAAGCUCAAGACCCGUGGUGCGCCGCGGUCAACCCCGACCGACACCACCGACACGCCCGGAGUCGACGUUCCAAUACCCCCCAACCGGGAGCCCCUUUUCGAGGUAGAUAAGCGUGCUCACAAGGUCUUUGGUUCGCUCUUCUUCGCCCCCUCCAUCUCGUCCCAGCCAGGUGAGGUCUCUUGGUCCGAAUUUCUCUACGCCAUGGGCAGCAUCGGCUUCGCCAUGGAGAAGCUGCACGGGUCAGCGUGGCGGUUCGUGCGAGAGACUGGGGACGUCGGGCGUAGCAUCCUAUUCCACGAACCGCAUCCUAGAUCCAAACUAUCAUUAGUCCAGGCACGACGCAUCGGGAGGAGGUUGAACAAAACGUAUGGGUGGGAAUGGGAUCUAUUCACGUUGCGAUGAACUUCGAUGUAUGUUUCGUUCUGCUAGGAUAGGCUAGAAUUGGAUAAUAGUGAAAGGGAUACGCGGUCUAAAGAUGCUAAUAAUUAGCUACGCCUUAACUUCCGAGCAAAACUUCUCUAUAUAUAUUAAUGCCUGGUAUAUUAUGGCAUGAGUGGUAUUCUACUUUCCCUUAGUCUGGAUUCAGAUAUUCGAGAACAAUCGUCCAGUAUUUCGGUGCAUUAUCCUUCAUGUUUUCAAUAGUUAAUGACCGGAUAAUAUGAACUCGGGAUUGAAUACUUUAGAAUAUGAUGGCAGAAAAUCCCAUUUAAUAAGUAGAGACACUCGCCGAGGCCUCUGUGACUC